AUGAUUGCUGCAUUCCCAAAUGGAGUCGUGAUAGUUUUCGCAUUUUCUGAAGUCGGUACAUGUACGGACCGAUACUCUGGAGCCGUUUUAUCGAUACCAAGCAUCUUUGUACCAGGACCUAAGCAUGCUUGUUCCCUCCACCGACCACAAAAUGUAACUCGGCGACGUCAUACUUCGGGCUAA
Bipolaris zeicola 26-R-13 is the source of this 183-nucleotide messenger RNA. RefSeq lists its product as uncharacterized. Bases 1 to 183 code for a protein of 60 amino acids. Lineage: Eukaryota; Fungi; Ascomycota; Dothideomycetes; Pleosporales; Pleosporaceae. The record is from RefSeq and is a predicted model, not a curated record. The transcript has a single exon.